Messenger RNA from Saccharomyces mikatae IFO 1815, 939 nucleotides. It is a transcript of the gene IZH4, whose product is annotated as Izh4p. Lineage: Eukaryota; Fungi; Ascomycota; Saccharomycetes; Saccharomycetales; Saccharomycetaceae. The transcript has a single exon. Gene Ontology annotation, cellular component: membrane. The coding region runs from base 1 to 939 and encodes 312 amino acids. The record is from RefSeq and is a predicted model, not a curated record.
AUGGCUUCAUUGACUACAGUAGAACAGAGUCCAGCCAAAUGCAAUACAACCCCCGAAAAGUGUAACAAUAGCACUGCAGAAAUUAAUUCAACAGUAGGUGCAAAGACAAAAGAAACAAAGAAAGGUUUCCCGUUCCAUGAUUUGGCCAAAUGGCAAGAACAGUACAAGAAUAAAUCCAGCAGAAACGAGUCAGUAGUAGCACUGAUAUACUUACUAGGCUCGAUGCUGUCCUUUUGUCUCCUAAUAUUUUUCACGGACUUUUACUUGAUACCUUUGUUCCCAACCACUACAACAAUGACGGAUUAUAUCGUAUUCAAUUUCUAUCUAUUGAAUGUUUUUGUAUUUUGUAUGGUGCAUUUCAUUUAUCAUUUUAUCAAAAACAUUUCUUUACAGCAGCAUCUCGAACACUGGCAAAAGUUUUCGUAUUUAUCGAACAUUAACCUAUUGAUAUCAUCUCAAAUCACAAUUCUUUAUUAUCUAUUCUACGAUUACGUGUUUUUCUUCAAAAUUUUUACUCUCUUGAUGAACUUCAUAGGGUUGGUGGCAUACUUUUUCAUAUUAACUGACAAACUUAUUUCCUCGAAAAGAUUUAAUAAAACGGUUUUCUUUAUUUCAGUGUCAGUGAUAUGUUGUUCCUUACCGCUAUUAACCGCAAUCAUCACAUUCGAUGGAUUGGAAAAUUUGAAAGAGAGAAUAAAGGUUAACGCAAUCACUUGGGAGCUAGUAGCGUUGGUGGCGGCAUCCAUAAUUUACGUUACUAGAUUCCCAGAAUUGUUUCUCAGAGGAAAAAAAAAGGAAGAAGGGUGGAACCAUUCAGAGUACCUUUUCCACCUCAUUAUUUCUGGAGCCGCUUUCUACCAUUUUUUUAUUUUGAUUCAAUCCUAUAUUCUGAUGCAUUCGAGUUUGAAUCAGCCCGAGUUAAUUAAUUUCAAGUCUUAG